Messenger RNA from Bipolaris maydis ATCC 48331, 846 nucleotides. RefSeq lists its product as uncharacterized. NCBI's taxonomy places the organism in Eukaryota, Fungi, Ascomycota, Dothideomycetes, Pleosporales, Pleosporaceae. The record is from RefSeq and is a predicted model, not a curated record.
AUGGCGGCUAAGGCGCUGCUGAAUGGCACGGAGUUUGAUCGUGGAGAUGUGUUUAAUGGGAGCAACCUUAUAUCUGGAUUGCCGCUUGCAUCUACUCUCAUGACGAGGACGUCGGAGUCUACUGACUCUGCGGAAACACUUAUUUCAUCUGCUUUGGAUAAGACCUCUCUGUCUACUGUCGCCGAAAAAACCACCAUUUCCACUGUCCUGACGAAAACGCUCGGUUCCACUACUUUGACCACAACCCUCGUAUCCACUACCCUGGUGAAAACGCGUGUAUCCACCACUACGACGGAAGAAGGUGUACCUACCAUCAUGACAGAAACACAAGAAGGUAUCAUCGGAUUCACCCCGGAACCCCAAAGCAGUGGCAGCUGGGACGCCGAAGGCGUCUUAGGCCCCAAACCCACACCUAAACCAUCACGAGUCCCAGCCCCCAAACCCGCCGCUCCGCCAGCCCCGCAGAUCCCCAUCCUCGCCCUCACAUACUCCGGCUCCGGUGGCCCCAAACACUGCCGCGGCAAACUCCUCAAAAAGUCAUACUUCCCGCCUCCUUUGGAAAGAUGGAAAAACGGAACUUGCAUCAACCUGCCCAGCGAAGCGCGCUGCGGCGUUUUUUUCUCGAACAAAGGGGAUAAUUGCGAAGCGGCACUUUUUAAUGAGGGGGAUUGCUUGAAUACUACUAGCACGUAUAUCAAUACUGUUGUUUUUAUGCCGGAAGAGAGGGCGGUGGGUGCGCUUUGGAAGAGUAUGUGGGUGCGGUGUGGGGUUGAGGUGCCGGAAACUAAGAUGUUGGAUCCGAGCAUUCUUGGGGGAGCGCUGAAGAAACCGGGUGGCCAUGGCUGA